Molecule: messenger RNA, 11541 nt
Organism: Fopius arisanus
Lineage: Eukaryota; Metazoa; Arthropoda; Insecta; Hymenoptera; Braconidae
Gene: upSET
Product: upSET
Exons: 4
Coding region: 655-8325 (2556 amino acids)
Biological process (GO): regulation of DNA-templated transcription
Cellular component (GO): Rpd3L-Expanded complex; Set3 complex
Source: RefSeq, a predicted model, not a curated record
CCUUUGUUUUGUACCUACCAAAAGAAUGGCUGCCAUCUUUAGUUUUGGACGGAUGUUUUACCGAGUCUUCGGUGAAUUAUUGUAUUUAUCGCGCUUUACAACACCGUAAUUAAUCGAAAAAAAAAGCUCAUAAAUACUGUAAGCGAUGUAACGAUUAAUAACAAGUCCAGCGUUACCUACACCCCCGGUGAUUAUUAACAAGAAAAAUGAUUGUGUUUACAUCCAAGUUUGAAGUCAGCUUUUCUGUAUUCCUGUCACAUUGAGCCUAUGGUGAUUCCAGAAUCGAGGGAAAUUUAUAUCGGUACAUGCAGAAAUAAUCUCAACAGCCUCUCUAUAUCAACGGGUUAAUCAGUCGCAAUUAAGAAAAACUUGAGACUAGGCAAAGCCUCCAAGACGUCGACCCAGUCAGGGAAGAAAUCAACUAGUGGGGGGGCUGGAGGCUGUGGUACCGAGGCUGAAGACUCCCCGGGGCCAUCACCAGCACCACUGCCACCCACUUCCCCACCCCCAGUAGAUCACCGAGAUCUAGAUGCUGGGGUUGAAGAGAUUGAGGUAGAGAAAGAUAUUAAUCGGCCACAUCGUGUGGACACCAUCGUGGAGGACACAGUGAUCAGUGGCAAUGGCGGUGAAGAAGCUGUUAAAACUGAGACCACCAUGAGUUAUCAAACAGACAAUGACCAGACACUGAGGCCAACAACACCACCACCAGCUCCAAUAAUGUCAGCCAGUGUCAUGGUCACCAACAAAGCCACUGUCAUCUAUCCCAUAAAUCAAGUUAAAGUUCAAACCCAACUGAGUGGUAAGACACGAGCUCCAAGUCCAAGUGUAAUAACAAGCACUGGAAAAAUCACUGUGGUACCUGGUGGCACAAGUAAAAUACCAGUCGAGCCCCAGAAAACCUGUCCAGGCAGCAUAACUCCAAUUUUAGCCGCACGAAUUGCCCCCCAGAAGGCAACUGUCCAGCACCAGCAGCACACGGCUUCUCCAGCACUCCAAUCGAAAAUUGUUAUCAAUAAUGCAGUGACUCCUGGACAAAUUCCAAUAACUUAUGAGGCUGUACAGGUGACCAAUCAACAGCAGACAGCUAUUAUUCAGGGGCUCCAGCAAAUUCAAACAGUCCCAACUGGUGCUGUGAAGACAGUAGGAUCGAAUAUCACUGGAGUAUCCAAUAUUCACAGAAUCCAGACAAAUGCUAAAACACCACCUGUGAAUUUUCAGAAAGUCAAGACUAUUACGAGUGGUGUAAGCAAUCAGGCAACGGUUGUCUCGAAGAAUCUUGUCUCUAGGAUUCAAGUGCCAAAGUCACAGGUCACCAAUGCAGUACACCAGAUGACACCAAUAACAGUUAAUCAAGUUAUAACUAGUGUGAAUAAUGCACCGAGAUUUCAGCAGAAUGCCACGAUAACUGUGCAAAAAUCACAAGUGAGUAAUCAGAAGUUAAAUCCGGGUAACAGUGAGAAUCACCAGAACAACAAGACACUGGGGAUUCAGCCACAGCAAUCGAAAAUGGUUGGUUCAUCCCAGAAAGUACAAGCUGUAUCGAGACAGCAGUCGCAAUCCCAGAAGCCGAUUAACAAUGUCAAGAAAGGAGUUGCAGGUGGUGUUCAAAAAGCCCCUGUUCACAAUCACCAGACUCUGAGUAAUCCACAGGGAUCAGCAGCUGUACCUGGCAAUCGAAGCCUCGGAAUAUCUGGGGUUUUAAAAAGUGAUAAUAGUAAUAAUAACAGUAAUUCGCAAUUGAACAUGACAAAAUCAUCGCACGCAGCUCUAACAGUAGUUAAUAAAAAUCAGACUGUUGUCCAGCAGAUUGUCCCGCAGGGACAGCCACAGCAGAUUAUUCAGAAACAAUUGGCUGGAGGACCACAGAGAAUUCAAGGGAAUGUGAAUAUUCAACCGAAAGUGAAUAUGGUACAGCAGACGUUGACGAGUUUACCAGUGAAUAAGGGCUCGACGAUAAUAAAUGCGAAGAUACAGCAGUCUCAGCAGCAGAUGCUGUUGAGAUUGGAGCCUGGAAAGAGCCCUGUUGGAAGUAUUCAGGGUAAUGUGAGAACUAUUACUCAGAAGUCCGGAAAUAUUGUAAAGAAUUCCCAGAUUGUGACUCAUCAGACGAUCCAGAGAAAUACGAGUGUUCAACCAGUGAAAAUAAUUCAACAGGCUGGACAGAGUUAUCCACCUGGAGGAUAUCCCCCACAGGGAGUUCCCCAAAAGCAACCUGGAUGCAUAAAAACCAUUCCACCCCAGAAACCACAACAGAGGAAUCAGGUGCAGUCCAAAGCCCCUGGAAUAAAAACAUCUCUCAACACAAAUGUCAAUACACUGAAAACCAUUGGCACAUCGAACGCAACAGUGAUAACCCAGAAGUCGAGUAUAAAGACACUACUUCCCCAUCAACAAAAUGCUUCCAGUGUGGUCGUCCAGAAGAGCCAACCGAUUAAAAUUCAAUCGUCGAAUCUUCAGCAAAAGCAGAUGUUCGUUGCUUCUCAGUUUACCCAGCAACAGGGACAGCCACAGCAAGUGCGUCAUGGCCAGAUUAAGACUAUUCUACCUGUUAGUAUAACGUCGGAUAUACGGAAGGAGGUGGAAUUGAAAGUUGAAGCAGAGAGCCAAGUGAUUGGACGAGAUGAAUAUGAGGAGGAGGAGGAAGAGGAGCUCAAGGCAAUGCCGCACUCACCAGUUCGGAGAAUGCCUCUUCCAUACGAGUGCCUCCAGUUUGUCCUCCAGGAUCACAAUUAUGGUGCACCACCACCACGAACUCCACCACCCACAUCACCACCUCUCAAGCAACAACCAGUCAACAAUGGGACAGGUCCAGUCCUUCCUCAUCAGUCAUUUAUUUAUAAUCAGGGUGUCACUAUAGCGAGCAAUACUGCUGAUGAUGCAGCGAGUGCAAUUAGCAGUGAGCCUGGUCGAGAGGUUGAGCCUGAGGGGGAAGAGACUGAAACAGCACCAGAGGGUGAGGGCGAUGAAGAGGAUAGCAUAACGCGUUGUAUCUGCGAAUUUGAACACGACGAUGGUUACAUGAUUUGCUGUGAUCGCUGUCUCGUCUGGCAGCACGUCGACUGCAUGGGAAUCGACAGAUCAAAUAUCCCGGACGAAUAUCUCUGUGAAAUCUGUCGUCCACGUCGUGUCGAUCGUCAGAGGGCUCGCACCCUCCAGAUGAGAAAACGAGAGGAACUCCUGAACUCUGACACCUCCUCUGACACAUCAUCCACAUCAUCAGCAGACACCAACGUUCCAGCGCCCCCAAAUCCCAAGAAACGUAAUAUCCAGCAGUCACGAAAAAAAUCAGAAACCACAUCACAACCGAGAAGACAGAAUAACAAUAAUGAUACAAGCAGUAAUCACAAUUCUGUAUCAACUCCAUCAAUUACGACUAUUCCAACGACUCCCAACACCACUACAAUAUCUGAUAACACCAAUCUCUCGACACACAGCAAUAAUACCCCAGCAAAUCCCACCAGCAUCACUACCAACAAUAAUCCUAGCAACAAUAAUAACGUGACGAAGAGGCCGGGGAGGCGUGAGCCAAAUCCCAGACAAACCAGUGCCCAAUCACGAAAAAAGGAAACUGUCAAACGUGGUCCAGGGAAGAGAAAAGGGAAACGCAGACGUAGCAUCAACGACGAUGAUGACAAUCAAGAGUCAUGUGGUACAGCAACAUCACCACUCAGACAGUGGAUUGAGAGAUACGAGGAGGCGGUGACGAAUCAUUACAGUCCAGAAUUGAGAGCUAGAAUAUCGAGUAUCAAAGUAAAUGGUACUCACAGUGACUUGAGACAGAAUAAUAACAACAUGAGUGCUGUUGCAAGUGGCAAGUGUCGAGUUAAUGUCCACAGUAACAACGUUAAAUAUCUGAUGGCAACUGUUUAUUUGCCACCAAAUACUCCAGUGGUUGAGUUACGUGGUAAAUACAUGCUGAGUACACAGCACAGGCCGGCACACCAUGGCCAGGGAAGACAGCCAGCUCAGCGUCCGGGGCCAUUUGUAUUUUUCUACAGAUUACCGCGAGAGGGGACUGAAGUGUGCGUUGACACUAGGACAUAUGGAAAUGACGCGAGAUUUGUCAGACGAAGUUGUACACCCAAUGCCGAGGUGAAGCACUGCAUCGAGAAGGGAACACUUCAUCUGUACAUCGUAACAACUACAGCAAUCGAUAAAAAUGCUGAGAUAACGAUUCGUCAUGAGCAGCACAAUCUCCUGAUGUCACUUAAUAGUUCGAGUACAAUUCCACUGGGUAAUACGAUGCUACCACUGGCCUGUGCCUGUGGCAAUCCUCGAACCUGUCAGAUUUCUUCAAUAGUCGUUGGACAGGUUGGGCCUACGAGGAGGAGUAGUGGUGCUUCAGUGGAUAAUUCGGAUGGCAGAGAGAGGAGGAGAAGAGGACGUAAAAAUAUCGCGCUAGAGGAUGAUGCUGGAACGUCUGUUGCAGCUCCUCCUCCUCAGAUUUUACCAACACCACAGGCUUCAACUAGUGAGGCACCUGCUACAGGGACUCUCGGUGCAACUCCAAAGAGAACGGUUGAACCACGUGAGAAACCCAAGGAGGAGGUGCCCCAGGUGGCCCAGUUACCUCCUUCCAUGGUCGAUCCAGCUCCACAAAUUCCCAUGCAGACAUCAACACCGCCUAGUGCUGACACACCACCGCAGGAGACGAAGAAGGAUAAGAAUAAGAUGUCAAGGGAGGAGAGGAAGAUCCAGGCGAUAAUGAAAACCUUUGAGAGAAUGGAGAAGGCACAGCAGAGGAAGCAAGAGGUACAAGCGAGAAAUGCGCAGAGAAAGGAGUCAGGUGGAGCACAGAGUGAUAAUGAUGACAGAGAUCAUCAUCCUAUUCUCACACAACCAACUAAAAUUCAGAAGCAUCACGUGGAGAGGCCUAUUCGACGUAAGAAGAGAAAGGGUAGGGCUAGAACUACGAGUAAUUCACAGUCGUCUACACACACCAGAAGAACGAGACUGAAUUCUGCUGAUUCAGAUUUAUCAUCAGCUGAUGACGAUCAUCUGGCUGCACUGCAAUCACCACCCCUCAGACGACCUCCAUGCUCGUCAUUAUCAUCAGCUAAUCAGAUGUAUUCAUCGGCGAAGGGUGAAAUGACACUGCGAGACCCAGUGAAUCCAAAUCCAGUCAUUCCCACAGCUGCUGAUCUCCUGCUGGCCCUUGCCAAUUCCAAUGUUCCAGAUACAUCGCGAUCAAUAUCACCAGACAGAAGUCUCCAGCAGCCAGCUCUCAGUAAAAGUCCAACUUGUGACAGUGGAGCAAGUAGCAGCUCUCAGAGUUCAACUCCUUCCACACCGCUGUCAUCAGCUUGUCUACUCGUUGCUGCUGCUGUUGGACCACUGGCCCCUGGCUUCAAAUUUCCCAAAACUAAGAAGGCAAUGAUGAAUGAGUGGCUGAGAGAGUCACCAGAUGUCCCCCAACCACCACCAAAAACAUUACCUGUGGUCUCCACUACCCUUCCAGUCUCGAAGGACUCUCCCAAGACCAAUGAUCAAUUGUCCUCGGAAUAUCUCAAUCAAUCGAUUAAUUAUGGGACUAAGAGCCUGGCGACUCUAGUUCAGGCAGCGAAUUCAGUGUCUGGUAUCUGUGACUCUCCACCCCAGAGGAAAGGUGCACCCUGUGUCAAUGCACAGAAUCCACAGUGUCCUGUGUCCUCGGGGUCGGCUAAGAAACGAUGGCUGAGGCAAGCUAUUUCUGAAGAGUGUGAUUCACCCAAUAGCCGACCUGACAGUCCACCCAGUGAAACUGUCGCAGCACCACCGAAGAAGAGGAGAAUUGCCAGGGAGAGCCUGUCCUCUGAUAAUUACACACCACCAACAACUCCAACUCCUUCCACUGCAGACUGUCCCCUCAUGGCACUGGGGAUUGAUCACACGGUUUCUGGAUCUGUUGAUAAUGCACCUGAGAGACCUGCCUUUUUGUCCUCGUCGUCGAGAUCUCUAUCUCCCACGUCCCUCGAGAGACAGAUAAAAAAUUAUUUGGACGCUGAGAUGAAGGAAGAGGAGCAAACAGCCAUUAAACAAUGUGAGUUCUAUGAUAUUUGCAAGAUCAAGGAGGCAAAAAUGAUUGAUGACGCGAAUCCAGUGAAAUCCGAAUGCCCGGGGGUUGAUAGCAAAUUAGAGAUGGGUAAUACAAUGGCUAAUAUUGAAGUUGACGAUCCGGUGAAGAUGGAGGUGAAGGACGAGCUGUCUGAUGUGAAGGAUGAGCACGUCGAGGUGGACAGUAAUCAAGGUGAUAUUGAAUUUAAGUUGAACAUAAAGACUGAAAUCCAGAGUAAAUUGGAGGAAUCGAGUUUGGAGUUAAAUAUUAAAGUAAUAGAAAAUACGAUUUCUGAGUGCGAUAAGAGUGUUAAUAAGGGCACUGACACUGGAGUUAUGGAGCCUAAUGAUACUGAGACUAGGCUUGAAUUUGAUAAUAGCUGUACAUCGGAGGCAGGUAUAUCGAGUAUUACAGCAAGUCCAAAGAAACAAGAGAGUGUGGAGGAGAGAACCAGUGAAACAAGCAAGGACGAGGUGAAGAUAGAGGAGCCAACGUCGUUGGAUGAAUUUGAUGUUGAAGCUCAAAUGAAGAAGAUCACUGGAGACGACGGGGAUGAUUACAAGGAGAAAAUUGAGACAUCCUCGGAGAGAGAUAAGAGCUUCGAUGGGAUUGAGGGGCUCAUGGAGAGCUCCAAGGAUUCUGGCUCAUCUGACAGAGAUGAAGUUGAGUUGAGUUUUAAAGCGGUUAAUGCCACUGGGAAACAGGGUAGAGAAUGCCAGGAUAAUGAGAACGUGGAGGAGAGAGCCUUCAAGGAAUUCGAAACACUUGCCAGUCUCGAGGUGCUCAAUGCUGUUAAGCAGCCUCAGCAGCUGGAGAAAAUUGAAUCCAUCGUAACACCUGGUGUUUGCUCGUCGGAGGAGUCAAUGUUCGAUUCCAUAUCAAAUCUUGACUGCGAGUCUGUCAAUGAAUCCCCGAAGAUAUUUCAAUCGAUUCCACCAUUGAGUGAACGAAUCAGAAAGAAAACUGAGAGCUCAUCCCUACCCAAGAAGCAGCUGGACUUCGAGACUGCGAUUAUUGAGUCGACGCUUGAUAUGGAAUCCGUGGAGAUGUCCAAUGGUGAACACAAGACUGAAUUGUCAUCUGCACUUCGUCAAUUGUUGGAGGGAACAGUUGAUCAGGAGCCACCGGUACUCGAUACUGUGGAAUCAAUGGAUAAAGAGCCUGGUAGUCCACCUUUGCAACAUAUUAACGAGUCCUCGGAGUCCACGCAAUCACCGGAAAUUCCAAAUCUCGUGGCCAUUGAUGUAUCGCCGAAAUCAAUAGAUCCAGUAUUAAUUGUUGCUGCGAUUACUCAGGGUCCACCUCCACCACCUCCUCCGUUGUCCCCACAGGGACCUCAGGCAUCUCAGGGGGUUCCAGUUCAGCCUGAGGUGAGGAGGUUGAAGGAUCCUCGAACAGCUCCUCAUGAGAGACCCCCUCCAGACGCACCUCCACCGAUCAAACGAAAAUUAUCAAUCUCUGAGUACAGAAAGAGGAAGCAACAGUCCUCGGGGACUCCACCUGAACCUGAACCGAGUAAUGAGGCGUCAUCUUCGGAGAAGAGCCCUGGGAGAGGGAGAUCGGAUAGUGCUAGCAGUGGAACCUCUUCUCUGAGCUCUGAUGAAGACAAUGUCAAGACUACGGUGGAGACGGCCAAUGCUUUGACUAAUUUAGCCCUGCUAACCGCCCCUGAUGGUGAGGAACGGAAAGGCGGUGAGGAAGGAACGAUUGGCUGGUCAGCGGCACCAACUCUCGUUGAAAGGCAGAGGGAAAACCUUACUGAAAGACUGAAACGAGAAUUUGGAUUAUUUCUGAGUGAUGAUGAGGAAGAACGAGCUCGGAAACAAGGUCUAACAGCAGAAGCCAUCCUUAAAGCUAGAAAAUUGUCAUCGCCAUCCCAAGUGAUUAUCCCAGCCGGUGGAAUGACAUACAAUCCAGCACAGGCACCUCAACUACCACCGCAACCCUACAUCCCACCACCAGGCUCAGCACCAAUCCACUAUUCGCAGUUGCCGGGUAAGGCUACGUCCAGCCAACAGUACCAAAACUUCACCGCCCAGAAUCAAUCCCAGCCUCCAUCAUCCCCAGGUGGUACAACAAAUACUUCUAAACAGAGUCCACAAUUCCUUGUACCCCAGGCACCCCCAGGCUCAAAUCCCUAUCCCCCACAAUUCCCUCCGACAACAAGUGCUACUAUUCCACCUACCCCUCUCGCCCCUACCACACCACCUCCACCAACCACCACCUUCACAAGUCCUCCACCCAUCCAGAAAUCCUAUUUCAGUCAUUCACACCUGCCACCGAGAUCCUAGACAAUGAAUAAAUCAUCAAAGGUUAUAUUCUAUUCGCAGUGUGCCAUUUCGGUAGUCAAAUGAUAAAAUAAAUUUUCAGUUCAAUAUCGAUUUAUCUGGAAAGCUAUUGGCUUCAGAAGAAAAUUGUGGAGAACUUUUUUCCAGAGAAUGAAAUCAGCUUGAGAAAAAGUUCAGCGAAUUUUUAACGUUACAUUGAUAUUUCCUGAGAUAAAUUGAUAAAUGGGAAAUUUAACGAUUUUUGUCGAUUUGACAGCUGAUUUACACUCUGAGUUAUGAUUAACAUGCAUUUUACGUUGCAUAUUAUUUAUGUUUGGUGAAUCAAAAAUAUCGAUUUAAGUUGACAAUCUCAUCUCAUCUGUAUUUUUUUUCGUACUAUAAAAAUCGCACUAAAAUUACGAAUUUCGUACAAAUGCCACGAUUUUUGAUAACGCGAUGUCAUCGCGAUUUUCAUUUUCGUAUGGAGUUUCAUGUUUAAAUAGCUUUUAAUAAUUAUUCAGGAGAAAAGAAAAAUUUAAUCAGCAUAGAGAACGAAGCAAGUAAUGCUGAGUUUUAUUACUUUGAAAGGAGAGCGGUGUGGCGUAUCUUCAGAGUAUGUAAAUAUCAAUUGCAUAUAUAUAAAUAUGAAUAUACCGUGGCGGCUAUGCAGACCACGAUAAUCUGCAGCGUAAGCGUUAUCAUUAUUUAGUGUUAAUUGAUGUAGAAUUCACGUGUACUGUAGAAUAGUGAAGACGAACGCUAAUAAAUAAUAAAAUGCGAGCCGUACAGAUUAGAAUAUGUUGUGCUGGGAGUUGUGAAAAAUUCGACUCAAUUUUCCCAUUGUUUUAUUUUUCAUAUACAAGUGAAAUUCCAUCCUAAAAUGUGUGAAAUACACCCCACCCCCUUCCCGCACUCCCUAUUUUUUCAAAAAAACAUUUCUCUAUAUUUUAUAUUUACUUGUAAAUGCCCGGUAUAAUUAGUUUGUAAUAAAUAAUAUAUGUUGAAUAUAAAAUUAUGGAAAAUUGAAAAUGAAUCUUCGAUGACAAAACGUAAUUGUUCUUGCCUACAGUAGUCCCUCACUGACAAUUUCAAUUUAGUGAACAAAGUCAUCUGCGAUAAUUGUCAUAACGAUCAAAUUAUUGGCGAGAUGAUUACAUAAUGGGUACAAACGAUCAUUACGAGCUCUGCAUCACUUAGAGAUUGUAAGAUAAAUCCACAUGAAAGAAAUAAGACGCAAUUCUCUUGAUAAAUUCAGUUAUUUUCAAUAGCAUUCGGAUUUUCGCGGUGUGACAGGGGAAAUAAUGAUAAAAUAAUAAAUAAAUGAGUUAUUUGUUGUCAAUACAAUUGCUUGCGGUCCAUGUCAGACCGCGAACGUCCGGAGACUCGCAAAUAAGUGCACACACAAAAAUUAAAGCGAUUAGAUUGAAAUGAAGAAAAAAAUACGCUCGUUUAAAUAAAUCUCGCCACACUGUGGCUAUACAUCCGGUGUACAAUGAUGGAAAAACAAAAAUAAUUGGUAAUGUAAAUGUGUAAAUAUCGAGUCCCAUGGGAUAUACGAGUAUUAAAGCAGUGAAUGUAUAAAAAAAUCUCACUAAAUUUAAUUUAAUCAGAAAAUACUAUUGAAACACCAGUAAAUCCGAGAUUUUUGUAAAAAUACUUUCGCGGAGUUACGAAAUUUAUCUCAAUCAAAAUAGUAAUUCUACGGUUUGGAAUAGAAUAGGGAAAAAGCUCACUAUUGCAAUGGCUGAGGAGAAAUUUGACGUACGUAAAGAGACAGAGACAAAUAUUGAAGAAUUAAAUAACAACGAUGGAAAGUUAUUAAAUAGAGAGUACUUCGCAGUAGGCUAUUAAAAUCUCCCUCAUCUUGACUAUGAAUACAAAUAAUGUACAAAAUAAUAGGUAAUUACGUAAGAUAUAUCAUAGAUCAGGUGAAAUCGUUACUGAACAUAGAAUGUAACAAUUGCAACGAAACGUGCACUCUUCUCACAUACACUGUAAAUAAUAAUCGGUUGAAAAGGAGUGAUUAUCUUCGUGGUAGCAUAAUAGGCAUGAAACACAAUGCAUAAUUGCAAUGGCUUAACAAUUUUUCAGUAAAGAGAUACGAUAAAUAGAAUACGUAAAGGCCCAUGGUGCAAUGUCUCAAAUCUCCGAUAUACUACGACUAAAGCUUCUUUUUCAAAGCAAAAACAUGACAAAUCUGGUUGAAUUAAUAACAAUAGGUGUAACUGGGGUAUAAGAUAUUUUAUGUCUCAGUGUGAAUAUCACAAUCGGCCAUACAUCAUUCAAAGUCUCUCUCAGUAAAACAAUUCCGUGCAAUUAUUUCAUUGAAUAGUGAAACAAACAUUAUUUUUCUUACGUCUGCUAACGAAAAAAUAAAAUAUUUUUUUAUCUUUACUCUGUUUUCCAAGGAAAGUGACAACUACAAUUAUGUACAUACGCGUUUUCACUUUGUUUUCGAUUUAGAUGGUAAAAAGAAAAAAUAAAAGAAAAGCCAAGUAUCAGUAUUGCACAUUAUGUUGAUACUUCAAAGAAAGUAUUAUUUAGAGGAAAAAAUGGAGGAAAAUGACGAGUCAUAAUGAACGGUACAUCAUAUUUAUCUUUUUUAUUCCCUCGCUUUCUCCCACUGAGCUGAUCAGACAAAUUGCUUUUUAUACGCGAUUAACUUGUCAUCCGGCCGUAGUAAUUAUCACAAUGACUCGAUUCAAUAUUAAGUAAUGUAAGUUGUCAGCAGAAAACAAGAUAUUAAUUAUAGAAUCGUUGGUAAUUAACAAUUCUCGGUGUUGUAAAUAGUCGAAAAUUAUCGUAACUAUUUCGUGAUUGUAAUGAAACUGCGUACUGUAGUGUAAGAAGAAUGACAAAAAAAAAACUAUUAAACGAGUAGAAGAGAUGAAGAAGAGAAAUUGUUCUUUUCUUCUUUGGUAUUUUCCACUUGUUACGAUUUAUUUUAAUAUAUGUGUGUAUGUAUAAUACGACGACUAUAUGAAAUAUCAUAGCUAAAAAAAUGAUACAAAACAACAAUUAAACUUACACAUGUGUUAUAUUGUAUGAUAACUUUAAUUCAUAAUUAAUACUAAUUGAAGUGAAUAUAUAAAGAUAAAACGAGUUCUUCGAUUAUAUUAUCGUAAACGGCGUAUUACAAUUAUUGUUCUAUGAUAUAAUGUGUAAAGAGCUCAUUAUUUAGGCAUAUAAUAUGUAUAUGAAAUUUAAUAAAUCGAAAUAAAUUUUAUGAAUUAAAAAUUA